AGCAUGCAAUGCAUCUUGCUAUGUAGUCCACUUUUUAUCUUCUAUUGCUAGUGGCAAGUAAGCUAGGAUUACACGGCCAAAGUCUGACAGUGAUCUUUUGUUUAUUUCAGAUGGUGUGGCCGAAACUUCAGGUAUGGAAAAGUGUUGGAAGUUCAGGUCCAGCCUCGACAGAAAAGUCAGAAAAGUGAGGCUUCUGUGGAUCUAUCAGUAUCUAUCAGAAAGUUAGAAAGGUAUUUUCAAGUGAUCUUGCGCCUGUAAGACCAGAUUAAAUCUUGCCAAGCCAGCUCAUCCAGAAUGCGGUUUAGGAUACUCAGCUAAUAUCUUCAUAAAUUAAUUUCGACAUCGCUAGCCUAAAUCAUCUAGAAUCAUGUAUACGUCCUCUGAAAUUUCAGAAAUCACACUAAAAUCUUUAGCUGUUGCACUUGCACCACCCUUUUGAUUAUUCAGAUAGCAUUAUUUUCACUUCAGAGCAAUAAUCUUGAAUUACACUUUGCCCAUCCAUUGUGAUCGUGUGGUUACUUUUACGAGUGCUUUUUAAAAGACGAAGAAUCAAGAUAAAGGUGUUGAAUUUCACUGUGGGUCUGUGCACGACGUGAAGUUGAACUUUGUCUUGCACGCUGGCUUCACGAGUUCGACCAUUACACUGACGUAGGGUGUUGAGGUGCAUGGUGGUAGCUUUCAAAGAGGGUGGAAACAGAGGCAAAUUCAAAAGUUUAACACCAAUUCUUUCUAUGGCAAGAAACAUGGUCAAAUUCUACGAAAAGUACACGAUUUUCUUUGGUCCCAAGAACAGGACAAAUUUGAACAGGACAAAUGACAGUGGAUGGCCCUUGCUACCUGAGGAAGCGGGGGUGAAGCAGCAGUGGUUCCAGGCAGCCGUGUCGGACCGGGAGAGCGUAGCUCGCGACUGAAAGACAAUAAAGCCUACCGCCUUUGAGACUCCUAUUCAUCCACGGUGGAUCGUCCGAGCAUGAGUUGGAUGCCGACUCCAAUUCCAGAGCUCCGUUGGCCCUCCUCCUCAUCAUCUAUAUUCUUAUUGGAUCCAUGGUCGAGCGAGGUGCAGGCAGGCAGGCAUGUUUCGUCCGGCGUUGGGAGUCGCGGGGAGGACCCUGCUGCGGCGGUUCUGCGGCCAGGCCGCGGCGGCCGGGUCGCCGUCGGGGCCGGCCGGAGCUACCAGGCUGAGACACCUACACUCUCAGAGGAGCAAUGCUGGGGAUGCUGCUGGCCACCGCUUUGGCUUUCUUCGCAGGUACCUCAGACCACGGAAUAUGGCGCUAGCUGCAUGGCAUGGAUUAUUUGUUUUUGGUCUCUGGAUCUGUGUGAAGGAGAUUGGCAGGAUUGCGCCGUCAGAGAUUGACUGGGUUGAAGCUGGCGUCGUCUCCCCGAUUGUGAGGAAACAACAGAAUUGUGGCAGCUGUUGGGCCAUAGCUGUUGCAUCCUCGGUCGAAGCUGUACAUUACAUGAAUACCUUGCAGUCAGUCUCUGUUGUCGGUUCAAGAGCUCAUCGACUGUGACACAGAGAACGAUGGGUGUGACGGGGGCGAGAAAGAAAAGGCCUUCGGGUAUAUACAAACAAAUGGACUCUCAAGCGAAACUGACUACCCAUACAUCGAUGAGAGGAGUAAAUCGGGUUGCAAGCCGAACAAAACAGUAGCAGCAAGGAUAGCAGGCUUUCAAUUUGUCAACCCAACCGAAGAGGCUCUUGUUGGAGUAUAAUGUCCGGCCCUCUCUCUCAGAUCCGUCAUUUGGUUGCAUUGGCUAGAGCAUGCACUUCUACAUGGUAUCGGAGCCAAGAGGUCUUGAGUUCAAGACCCGGCUGGCGCAAUUAAAUUGCAGCCCACUUUCGGUCCACGUUUAGGCCUGAGGGAGCCACACGUGAGGGGGAGUGUUGACGUAUAAUGUGCUGCCUAGUCUCUUCCAUUAGAUAGGUCUGAUGGAUGAACAACCAACAGGUUCAGGGUUCAAAACCUAGUAAACGCAAUAAAUAAUUGCGGCCUGCCCCCGCUUCUGCUGCCCACGUCAUAUAGCUCCAAAGGAGCAUAGACGUGAGGGGGAGUGUUGGAGUAUAAUGUCCGGCCCUCUCUCUCAGAUCGGUCUUUUGGUUGCAUUGGCUAGAGCAUGCACUUCUACAGCUCUAGAGAAAGCGGUAGCAAAACAGCCCGUGGUUGUUAGUAUACAGAGUCUCGAUGAUCUGCAGAAAUACAAAGGAGGCAUCCUGGAUUAUGAACCUAACGGAGACUACACCGGCAGCAGACAUGCUGUCCUGAUUGUUGGUUAUGGCACAGAUUCAGACGGUGUCAAGUACUGGCGCUUCAAGAACUCGUGGGGAGAAGACUGGGGUGAAGGUGGGUUUGGGAGGAUCCGCAGGCACAUUGCCGACAAGCGAGGUGUGUUGGGUAUUUUCAUGCACCAAGGAGUAUAUCCACUGCUUAUGGACUGAUCAAUCUAUAUGGUUGCAUCUUUUGUUCGUAAAACUUGUAUCCCCUUCCUGGUUUCAUAUUUUUGCACCUCUGCUCGUGUAGUUGCAUGCACAUUUUUGUCUAUAUUGUGAUGGUGUUUUCAUAUGUGUAGUCGUUGUUGGACUUCUUCCUAGCGAAAUUUCAUCAGAUCUUGAUAUCUAAUCAUUGUUGAUUAAGUACAUU
This is a messenger RNA of Aegilops tauschii subsp. strangulata, 2642 nucleotides long. Lineage: Eukaryota; Viridiplantae; Streptophyta; Magnoliopsida; Poales; Poaceae. The record is from RefSeq and is a predicted model, not a curated record.